Phytophthora nicotianae INRA-310 is the source of this 141-nucleotide messenger RNA. RefSeq lists its product as hypothetical. The record is from RefSeq and is a predicted model, not a curated record. Lineage: Eukaryota; Oomycota; Peronosporomycetes; Peronosporales; Peronosporaceae. Bases 1 to 141 code for a protein of 46 amino acids. The transcript has a single exon.
AUGGACAAGUGCAUCCAGGAGAACGGUGGAAAUAACUUCAAGCCUGUUCACAUGGGGAAAGCUCACCUGGAGAAGGAGGGAAGACUUCCCCUGAGUAUCCAGUGCUCCAGCAGAGCUGCUGAGGUCCUGUCUCUUUCGUAG